This is a messenger RNA of Sphaerulina musiva SO2202, 1834 nucleotides long. Its product is annotated as ATP synthase subunit beta. Gene Ontology annotation, molecular function: ATP hydrolysis activity; ATP binding; proton-transporting ATP synthase activity, rotational mechanism. Lineage: Eukaryota; Fungi; Ascomycota; Dothideomycetes; Mycosphaerellales; Mycosphaerellaceae. The transcript has 6 exons. Gene Ontology annotation, biological process: proton transmembrane transport; proton motive force-driven mitochondrial ATP synthesis. The coding region runs from base 55 to 1596 and encodes 513 amino acids. The record is from RefSeq and is a predicted model, not a curated record.
CUGCUUCGCAGCUUCAAGCAACUCCACUCCAUCCAUCUCUCCAUCACCGCAAAGAUGCUGAAGAACGGCGUCGCACGAGCCCUGCGCACCUCGACCUUCCGACCGGCGCUUCGCCAGGUCAAGCCACAGAGCUACAUUCCUGCCAUCUCACAGCGAUUCGCCUCGAGCGAUUCUGCCCGCGAUGGCAAGGUCCACCAGGUCAUCGGUGCCGUCGUCGAUGUCAAAUUCCCUACCGAUCAGCUUCCCCCGAUUCUCAACGCUCUCGAGACGACAAACGGUGGACAAAAGCUAGUUUUGGAGGUCUCGCAACAUUUGGGCGAGAACGUUGUGCGAUGCAUUGCCAUGGACGGAACUGAGGGUCUUGUCCGUGGACAGACUGCCACCGACUCUGGUAGCCCAAUCCUGAUCCCAGUCGGGCCGGGUACUUUGGGUCGUAUCAUGAACGUCACUGGUGAUCCCAUUGACGAGCGUGGCCCGAUCAAGCACGAGAAGAAGCUCCCAAUCCACGCAGAGCCUCCGGCUUUCGUCGAUCAGUCCACCUCUGCGGAGGUCUUGGCCACCGGUAUCAAGGUUGUAGAUCUGCUUGCCCCAUACGCUCGUGGCGGUAAGAUUGGUCUUUUCGGAGGUGCCGGUGUCGGCAAGACUGUGUUCAUCCAGGAGCUCAUUAACAACAUCGCCAAGGCUCACGGUGGUUACUCGGUCUUCACUGGUGUCGGCGAGCGUACCCGUGAGGGCAACGAUCUGUACCACGAAAUGCAGGAAACUGGCGUUAUUCAGCUCGAAGGCGAGUCCAAGGUCGCCCUUGUGUUCGGGCAGAUGAACGAGCCUCCCGGAGCCCGUGCCCGUGUCGCACUCACUGGUUUGACUGUUUUAGAAUAUUUCCGUGACGAGGAGGGCCAGGAUGUGCUCCUCUUUAUCGACAACAUCUUCCGUUUCACCCAAGCUGGUGCUGAGGUGUCUGCUCUUCUCGGUCGUAUUCCGUCUGCGGUCGGAUACCAGCCUACUCUGGCCAUUGACAUGGGUGGUAUGCAAGAGCGUAUCACAACCACCAAGAAGGGCUCCAUCACAUCUGUGCAGGCCGUGUACGUGCCCGCUGAUGAUUUGACCGAUCCUGCGCCUGCUACCACCUUCGCCCACUUGGACGCCACCACUGUGCUUUCCCGAGGUAUCUCCGAGUUGGGUAUCUACCCAGCCGUGGACCCUCUUGAUUCCGCUUCUCGCAUGCUUGACCCACGUAUCAUCGGACAGGACCACUACGACACUGCUCUGAAGGUGCAGCAAAUGCUCCAGGAGUACAAGUCCCUCCAGGAUAUCAUUGCCAUUCUCGGUAUGGACGAACUUUCGGAACAGGACAAGCUUACCGUCGAGCGUGCUCGUAAGAUCCAGCGUUUCCUGAGCCAGCCUUUCACUGUCGCUCAAGUUUUCACGGGUAUUGAGGGCAAGCUUGUCGACCUCAAGGAGACCAUCAGCUCUUUCAAGAAGAUCAUGGAAGGUGAGGGUGAUGACCUUCCAGAAGGUGCCUUUUACAUGGUUGGUGGCUUCGCAGACGCACAGGAGAAGGGCAAGAAGAUCUUGGCAGACCUCGAGAAAUCAUAGGCCUGGCAUAGAUGGAUGAUGAAGUUUUCUAGCGCCCCCUUGUACAGUUACAAGCGCAGGGAGAGCAACGUCUGUAGUCGUAGAUCUUCGAAAGCGUUUCCUUUUGUCACUUGCAUCCAGCACAUCCACAUUGAAUCCACCUGAACUCACUCCUGGAACGUGGAUACAUAGAGGAACGUGUGAACAUUUGAUUACGCCGACGACAGCCACGCGUCAAAGACCACGAGGCAAAAGCUAC